AUGUCAGACAAGAUUGAUAGUCUGCGCUGCUUAUCCCAACCGCUUAUUCAUUUAAAUGGAAAAAUAAACUCGACACCAGUAUCACUGCCAACUCUCAGUUUACUAAACGACAAUUCCCGAAACAGUGUUGACUUCGAUAAAGUUCACCUUUCUCUUAGCGUACUAAGAUUGGACCCGGCAGAUCGCGCAGUAAUAAAAAUCGCAGAUGAACGUGAUGCCAUACAAAAGAAAGCCUUCACCAAUUGGGUUAAUCAACAUUUGGUUAAGCGUAAUUGUUGGGUUCAAGAUUUAUUUUUGGAUUUACGUAAUGGAUAUUUACUAGUACGUUUAUUGGAGUGUUUAACAAAUGAAGUAUUGGGACUUGAAUACAUUGAAAGUCGUGUCCAUUGGAUACAAAAUAUUCAACGUGUAUUGGAUUUUCUUCGAUAUCGUGGGAUUCGCAUAGUGAAUAUUCGUGCAGAUGAAAUUGUCGAUGGUAAUCCCAAGUUAACAUUAGGUCUUAUUUGGAUAAUAAUUUUACAUUUUCAAUUGGCCGAAUUAAUUGAAAAUCAGACGAAAUUACAAUCGGAUAUUUCAGUUAAUUUAUCCAUGGAUAAUGCAGCUAAACAAACAUUACUUAGUUGGUGUCGAGCAGUCACAGCAAAUUAUCCAGGUGUAUAUAUAAAAGAUUUUACUGAAUCAUGGAAAGAUGGUCGUGCAUUCCUUGCUUUGAUUCAUCGUUAUAGACCGGAUUUAAUUGAUUUCCGUCAAGUUGAUCGUCAAUCUGCCCGUGAAAAUCUUGAUUUAACAUUUGACUUAGCUGAACGUGAACUUGAAGUUACUCGUUUAUUUGAUUCAGACGAUAUCGCUAAAACAACUGAUGAACGAUCGAUUAUAACUUAUGUAGCCUCAAUUUAUGAUAAACUAGUAUGUAAUUCAUCAAAACAUUCAUUAUAUCCAAUACCAAUUGUACCACCUAUGCCUUCUUUAUAUCAUCAUCAAAAUUCUACUAAUAGAUCAAUUGAUUCAACUUUUCAACUUCUUACAGCUUCUAAUCAACUUUCAGAUGAAUUAAAAUCUUUAUGGUCAGAUUAUCGUAUUUUAGCUAGUGAUCUAAUACAAUGGUUACGAUCAACUACUGAUCGUAUGGCUAGUCGUCAUUUUCCACCAGAUUUAAAAUCAAUGCAAGAACGUGUUAUGGAUGAAAUACGACGACAUAGACGUGAUGAACGACCAAGAAGGGAAAGAGAACGUCAACAAUUAGUUCGUAUGUAUGAAGAAUUAAAGCCAUCCAUUGAACGUGGUUUACUACCAAUUGAUUUAUUCCUUCGAAUUGAACAAAUUCACCGAUUAUGGGAUGAAUAUGAUAUUGCUUUACAAGAACGUGAAUUAGCUGCAAGAAAUGAAGCUCAUCGUUUAGAUCGUUUACAGUGGGCUGGUAAUCGAGCUCUACGUGAUUGUAUUCAAGUCCAAGCACAAUUGACGGCUUUAGAACGGCGAGUUGUUGAGUUGAAAUCUGAACUACCUCACCAGCAUGUAUUCGAUACUAAUAAUGAAAUAAGACGUUGGCGUGAUCAACUAACUCAAAUUGAAGCAAAAGUCAAUGGAUUAUUCAAUCAAGUACAACAUUUGCGCACUGGGCGAUAUAUGCAAACAGAACAAAUUUAUAGGAAUGUUUGUACAUUGCACCAGAAAUUUUUGGAUCUUCAACGUUUAUAUCGAGAAUUUACACCUUCAACGGUAUUUUCAUCACCUAGUGUCGUCUCUAGUUCUGUUUGCUCAACAUCUAUUACUAUGUCGAACCACCCUGCAUUCACAUCUCUUAAAAAUGGCACCAUUUUAGAAAAUGUUCACUUUAUUCAAGGUAAAUUAAUUAGUCCAAUCGAACAAUGCUUACAAUGGAUUAUGGAACGUUUUCAAACUGUACAAAAUGCAUCCUAUGGAACAAAUCGAAAAUCCGUAGAAGAAGCUACUAGGCGUCAUGAACAAUUUCAUCGAGAAGUGUUGAACUUUAAGAACGAAAUCGAUCGAUGCAAAUCUAAUCAACAAAAGCUUCCGAUACAAUCAAAAGAAGAGGAACAAGUUCUUAAUGAAUCACUUCAAAUACUUGAACAAAAUUAUCAACAAUUAAUGGAAGUUUCAUUAAAACGUCGGAAUAUGUCGAAGUCAUUGUUGGAAUUCGUAGAACGUGCCCAUAAUGAAUUAAUUUGGCUAAGGGAACAUGAAUCAUGUGAAGUGACUCGAGAUUGGACCGAAAUUUACCAUGAUGAACUAGAUCGUAUUCGAAUUGAUUUUCAAAAACUCAUGCAUGAAAUACAUGAAAAAGAAAUUGUCUACAGUGAACUCAGUGUACUGGGCUCAUCUAUCCAAUUGGAAAAUUAUGAUGUAACUGAUCUUGUACAGACUUAUCUGAAUGCUUUAGAGCGUCAUUGGGCUUGGCUAUUACAAUUAACAUAUUGUUUUGAAGCACAUAUAGAACAGAGUGCACGAUUUCAAAGUUUUUUCAAUGAUGUUGAACAAUGUGAAUUAUUACUAACUACAUCAUUAGAGGAAUUACGUUCUCUUUAUGAAUCAACGUUAAAUGCAACAACAACUGAACAAGGUGAAGCUCUUCUCAAGCAAUUACAAGAACUUCAUACUCGUGUAAUUGGUCAAGAGUCAUUUAUAUUUCAAUUAGUAGACAUAAGUCAAGAAAUUGUCCCUCCAAUACCAAGUCACGUGGAUGCACAAGAUAGUUCAACAACUUUGAUUGGUCGACGUAUACGUGUUCUAUGUUCAUUUCAACCAAAAGAUUAUUUCUCCGAUAAUCAAUCCUAUUCCGGUGAUGUAUCAAUCGUUAAUUCCGUCAAUACAAGUCAUUUAUCGAUUGCAAACACUAGUAUUAGUAGUGUUAUAGAACCAAUAUUUUGGCCAAUCGGCAACAAUACAGGUUAUUUUGAUAAAGGUGAUUUUUUCAUAAUAUUGGAAAAUCCAGAGAAUCAUAAGCUUCAGGUUCGUACAGCUAAUGGAUCUACAUUAACUGUUCCUUUGACAUGUUUUCUACCAUGUUGGCCUUGUAGUGAAGCGAUGGAUCGAGCUAAACGUAUUAUUACAACUUUACAACAUUUUAAAACAUGUUGGUCUGAAUUAAAUUUACGAAUACAUGGACAUUUAUUAACUGUAACAAUGUCUAAGUUUAUUGAUGGUGCACCUCUUCAGUAUGAUAUUCCACAACAAAUAGACAUACGAAAAGUAAUUUAUCGUGAUGCUGAACGUUAUUGUUUAAAAUUACAACUAGCUAAUGUACCAGCGACAGAAGUGGAGAAAUUUAAACAACAUUUUCUUGAUUUUCAAAAUAGUUGUAUUGAACAGAUGAAUGGUGUUCAAGUUAUUGAUGACAAGAAUAGUAUUAGUAAUGAAGGUUUAUUGAUUAAAUCAUCAGAACUUUAUUCAAUUAUCGAUGAACUGAGAACAGUGUUGAGUACGUUGACAGUACGUCUUAGAGAGUCAAAUUCAAUACCCUUACCAGGUAGAUCAGUAGAUAUGGAAGUUCGCAUCAGGGAUCACAAGGAGUGGUCUCAUGCUUUAGCUCGUGUUCGUGCUCAAUGUACAGAAUUAGAAGAACAUAUCAAUAAUCAGUUACAAUCACGAUCAUUGAAUGAACAAGAUACAUUGUUGAGUACAAGUCUUUAUGCCCUACAUAGAGCAGCUAGUGAGCUAGCACUAACUGGUCAUGAAUUUUCUUGUCGAUUAGCUGACGCGGACGCAUGGAUUGCUCGUUUAGAACAAACUGAUCAAAUAUUAACGGAAUGUGAAUUAUGUCUACUUGGUUGUGCAGUACGUGUACAUGGUCUAUUACAACUUGAUGAUUUGAAUAGUUCAACUGAUCCAGAUGGUCUUCGUGUUACAGUGGUGGAAAGAGCUCAUCGAGAUUUAAAGUCGGUAGCUGAGCGUCUUCCUCAAAUUCGCUCCGAUCUAGAUUUACUUGGUCAACAAUUAACUAGAUUUAUGGUUUCCAAUGGGGCAUUUAACGAAACUCUCCAUUAUGAUACUGCUAACCUAUAUGAAAAUUCAAAUCUGAUAAAGAUGCAUUUAUCACCUUGCACUGAUAAUCACUAUUUAGAAUCAAAUCUUGCUUGUUCUGAACAUCGUUUAGCUGAAGCAACUAAAGAAGUUGAACAAGAACUCAAAGCAUUCGGUGAAUCACUAAUCUGUUUCUCAAAUUAUCAAAAGUUAUCUAAUCAACUUAUUUUUUGGUCAAAUGAAUUCUCUUCUCGUAUGCGAUUAUUUGGUGAAACUGCUCAGUCUUUAGGAUUAAAAUCAUCCAAUACAAAUAUGAUUACUGUACAAAACCCUAGUUUAUUAAAAGAAAUUCUUAAACAAUCCGAUGAUUUAUUAACUGAUUUACAAGUUAAUUCAGAUGUUAUGGAACAAUUGAAUAAAGAAGUAGCUCACUUAAUAUCUUCAUUAACUGAUUAUGCUCAACAUACUCAAAAUUAUCGUGAAUUAGUUGAGCGUGUAUUUCAGAAAGCUGGUGGUUCACGAGAUUAUCAAUGGUCACCAGGAUAUGGUUUAUUUGAUAUGGGUAGAGUAUUACAAACAACUGAUCAAUUGAAUGAACAAUUUAAUACACAUUCUCGUCGUAUAUAUGAUAUAGUCAACUGUUUAAAUCGGCUUCUGCGAUCCGAAGAACCUAUCUCUAUGAAUUUAUGUGGUCCAAUUUUUGUAAAGCCUUAUCGUGAACUAUACAUAGGCAAAUGGCCAAAUGAAUUAAACAGUCGUCUAAAAGAAACUGAACCGUCUUUUUCUCCCUUGGUAUCACGAUCAAAGUAUCAAGAAAAUGGAAAAGACCACACAUUACCAUUAGAAGUUCCAAAUAAUUCAAAAGAUAAAAAUCACUCAGAUUUAUCGUAUUUUAAUCAACUAAUUGGGGAAAAAGGACUCAAAUAUAGUGUAUGUCUUAAUGAUGUGCGAAGUCAACCGGUGUGUUUACUCCCAACUGGUUGGGAAGCAGCUACAUUGAGUGCAAUAUCCAAAGCACAUGAAUUAUAUGGACAAAAGCUUUUUCCGACUACUGGUGCAUGGUUUGUGACUAAUUUAGCUGGUGAGAAUGAAACAUAUGGACUUGGUGAAACUAUUUGCGUAGGAGAUGCACUACGAUGUGGAUUAAUUGAUCUAGUUGGACAUAAUUGUCAUCAAAAUCGAAGUUCACUUUCCAUUUCCUGGUCUGAAGCAAUUGAGUGUGGCUGGUUAACUGCUUAUACUAUUCAGGCUUUUAAUAGAAAUAUAAAAAUUGGUGAUUAUAGUGCAUCUGUAACAGAUUUUCUGACUAGUCCUUCACGUAGCCCUGUCGACCGUCAUAUCGACCCAAAGACUGGUGUGGUCAUGCCAUAUGGUAAAAAAAUUAUUGAUUUAUACUCAGAUGGAUUCAUAAAUGAUGCAGAUUUUCAUCAUUUAGCUUCUAUUCUAUCUAGUGGCAUGUGUGUAGAAUUUCGAGAUUGUCAGUUGACAUGGUAUGAAGCCCUAAACAUUGGUCAAACAGAUAUAUCUUGGAAACCUUGUCUCUCUGAUUGGUUAUCUGCUGGUGCGUACAAUCCAAAUACACGACGUUUACGUGUCAGUUUACUGAAGUCUGGAAAAGGCAAUAGCAAAAGUAAAUCAUCGAAUAAUUCAUUAGUGUUCGCUGAAAAUGAAUUAACAAUCAGAGAUGCAAUUAAAAAUGGACUUCUGGACAAUACUGUUCCAGAAGUUAUUGUCCCUGUUGAAAACCAGGUGGGUGGUAACCAUGCUACCUCUUAUCGACGUGUCAGUCUGUCUGAAGCUGUUCAAAUAGGUCUUGUUGAUGAUGUGUCUGGUUAUUGGCUCGGAUCAAGUUCAUCUUCCAGUCGAACGAAAGUUGGCGUGGAAGUGGCUCAAGCUGCUGGCUUAUUAACUAAAGCUCCUUGUCUAGCUGAAAUAGUCUUAUCUGGACUUAUAUCUUUUACUGCUCCGAACAUGAACGAAAUACAUUCUAAAAGCGAUGUGGGUAUUCUUGAUGCCCACACUGGUCAAUAUGUAUUGUUUCCAGAGGCAAUUAAACGUGGAAUGAUAGUUGGAAAUCAACCAGCCAUAAUUCUUAUGCAAUCGCAUCCCAAUCAAGUAUUGACUUUAGUCGAAGCUCUGAAUACAAAUUUAAUCACGCCGUCCGGAUUUAUAAUGUUUGAAAAUAAACCUAUGAAUUUGUGGGAUGCAGUUAACAAUAAUUAUAUCCGACUUAUAUAUACUAAAUCGUAUCCACCGCCUGUAGGUUUAUUAUUGGGUGCUAAGGUAUCAAAUCAGACGCAUUGUCAACAUCCUAUAUUACAAGCUGUUCUUACAGGAUUAAUUGAUUCAUCAAAGGAGGAGAUAGUUCUGUCUAGCACAGACCCACAUCAACGUGGUACAAGCUCUUCACAACAACUUAUCUCUUUAAGAAAGUCAGCUAAGCAUUCAGCAUUAUGUGAUUUACACUCUAUACAGUUAUUAACUCAAGGAUGUGGAUUAUUUAAUGAAGAUGGUCAUGAGCUAACUGGUUUGGAUGCACUUAACUCUGGCUGGUUAAAACCAUGUAAUGAUUUUCAAAUUGGUUCAACCAUAACAUAUGGACAAAUAACAGAUCCUAUUAAUGGGUCGUCUAUGAUAUUAUCGCCAAAUAUGAAGGCAAUGAAAAAUAUUGAUAUAUCACCAGUUGGGGCUCAACUACUGUUAGGCUUAUCUAUCAAUCGUCCUUCUUUGGCUUAUUUAGUUAAUCAACGUUUUAUAACACGUUUGGCAUGGCUUGGUCCAGGUUUACAUAAUGAUAAAUUGAUAAAUAAAACACUGAAUGAAUCAUGGUUUACACAUAGCUGUCGAUCUGAUGAUAUAUUAGCUGUUAUAGAUCCUAUUAGUAGACGCAAGAUCACACAAUCAGAAGCGAUACGUCGUCAUCUACUGGACAUGGAAACUGGCACAUUCCGAGAUCCUGUUCAUAAUCAAAUCUAUCCAAUUAGUGAAGCAAUAGAAAGAGGAUAUAUUUUAGUGAAAGAAAAAUCUCUUAUAGAUAACACGGCAUCUGUACCCCACUCACUUCAUUCAGAAGUAAAUGAAUCAAUCGAAAUGGUUUCUGUCAAGGAGACUCGUCUAUACAAGAUUUUAAAUGUUCUCGAUCCUCGUACUGGUACUCGGAUUGAUCCAAACGAAGCUGUUAAGAAAGGUCUUAUCAAUUUGGAAUCUUUCACAUAUCAUGGUGUACAACCAAGUAUCCCAAUUGAAUCAGCGCAACAAUUAGGCUAUAUAUCAAUUUAUGGUAAUGAUUAUGAAGCCUCUCAUGAUAGUCUUAUGGUGGAUUCCACAGAUAAGUCAUCGUAUACUUUAGUUCAAUUAUUUAAUAAUGGUCAACUAGUUAAACAGUCUGGGUCGAAAUGUGUUAUCCAUGACCCAGGAUACACAGAUCCAAUGUCUUUAAAUGCAGCUAUUAAAAUGGGUUUAGUUAAUGUUGAACAUUCAAUAGUGAAAGAAUUUGACACAGAAAAAUUGUAUUCAUUGGAUAAAGCUAUUUCAGUUGGUUUGAUCAAUGAUCAUAAAGGUGUUUUGUUGUAUAAAAAUAAAUGGAUUCCAUUGACUGAUGCUAUAAAUCGAGGUUUGAUAGCUGAGAAAAAAUUACCAACAGAAAUACCGACUUUUGAAGAAGCUCUUGAGAAAGGAUUAAUUGAUCCAGCCUCAAAUACUUUUCAUCAAUCAGAUAACACUAAUAAUUCUAAUCAGUCCAAUUCUAUAAAUGUUCAUGACGCUAUUAAACAAGGAUUAUUGAAACCUCCGGCUACUGAAACAUUUCUUGAAAAUCUCAAUGGUUUACCAAAUAAAGGAUAUACUCAUAGUAUGGAUUCCUUAUUAGCUAUCAAAAGACGAAGUGCAAAAGAUUCCAAUUAUGCUGCUGAUUUACGCAAUAACACAUUGCCUCCUGUUAUACCAUCUGGCCAUUUAUUUAGUAAUGGAAAUGGUUUUAUUGCUAACAGUGGUCGUAGUGAAUCAAGAUUGAUUAAAUUUUUAGAUUGUCAUGGUGUUGGACGACUACGUGGAAAAUCAUCUCAUUGUAAUUUACGUUCAAAACCUACAGUAAAUGAUGGAGAUGAAUAUACUAUUCGUAAAAAACCUAGAAUAAAAAGCUGUGAUAUACCUAAACUGAAAGAACGUAAUUGCGUACUUUAUGCUUUCUAUUAUCUACAUGAUGAUGUACGUGUUGAAGCCUCUAUCACCGAUACAAUGGUUCGUGAAGGUCGUGUUGACGUGCAUAGAAAAACUAUUUGUGAUCCAAUCAGUGGGAAAUUCUAUCCUAUUCCGGAAGCAUUAACAAAAGGUUUUGUUUUCGGUAUUGUUUUUACUCAAGCUGAACAACAUUUGGAAAAUGAUCAACAAACAUCUAAUUCUUUAUAUUGGCUAGAAGUAUUUCAUUAUCGUCAUGAUAUAUAUCGUUUAGAAAGAGUAUUUGAUCCCCAUUUGAAUAGUUUACUUCCAGUAUCUGAUGCAAUAAGGACUGGUAUUAUUGAUCCUAUCCAUUGUUCAUAUACUCAUUCAGUAAGUGGAAAUUUAUAUUCAAUCGAAGAAGCUUUGUAUCAAGGUUGGAUACAAGCAUUGCCUGUUGGUAAUCCACCACCAUUUGACUUAAUUGGCAGUUCAUUUGAUCACGUUCAUGUACGUACAGUUGAAGAAACUACCAUUUUUACAACAUCUGUGCAUACUAUACUUCGUGAUAAACAACUUCAAAAUAAUAUAAAGAAAGAAAUCUGUUCAACUGAUCAAAAACCUAUGCAUAUUUUACCACAGACGACAUUAAAUGUACAACGUCAAAUGCAAUGUAAAACACCACCAAGUUAUCGACCUAAUCAUCGGAUACCGACAGAUUCUUCUACUAGAUAUCAACUGAAACCAGACCAUCAGAUUACACCAGCUGAAAGUAAUGAUGACAUGAAAAGUGAGAAACCUGCCUUUUCGACAUAUUCAAAUCUUAGUAAACAACACUAUAAUGAUCGUAAACAAGAGGUGAAUAAAACUACUAAGAAUACACAUUUUAGGAAUUCUUCAGAAUCACCGCUGAAGUCACUAGUUCAGCCUUUCCAACUUGUUCGUCUAGUUGACAGUACUACAAUACCAGCCAUUAGUUUAUCAUUAGUAAGAUAUCAAUAUCCUGACCCUACACCAAAAAUUACUUCAGCUUCGUCAUCAAAAUAUACACCACGGUAUAUUCUUCUUGAAACUGCUAUUCAAAGAGGAUGGAUAGAUAAUGAACAUGGUUUACUAAGAACACAAUGUGGAAGAACUAGUACAGUUAAUUUAUUAGAAGCUGUAGAAAAAGCAUUAAUUGAUCCUAGUCAAUUACUCGUAUGUGUUCAACAUUAUAAUGAAGAUGGUUUGAAAGAACAUCCAAUGUACGGUGACCAGGAAAUACCUGUUUAUUAUAGUUUAGCAACUAUACUUGAUACAGCAACAUUAAUAAUUCAAACAGAAACGACAGAGCCUUUACAUGACCACUGGCAAUCAAAUCUAUUGAAACUACUAAUUAAAACAGGAAUACGUUCAACAACUGUUCACGGUAGAAUGAACGUCAGAAUCGAAAAACGAUUAAGCGAAAGUGAUAAAGAAAUCAUUCGAAAAAAUGUACUACAUAAAAAAAUAAUAUACAAAAAUGAUGAUAACGGUAAAAUUGACGGGUAUGAAACCAACGAAUACAUCAAAUUAUCAGACAACAAAGUAUGCAUCAACAACAAUCAAAGAAAAAAUGAGACGUCGAAUGCAAAUACAUGUACUCAAAGCAAUACGAUGACAGAACAAAUUCUAACAAACAUGACCAAUAAUGAAAUAAUGCUAAAAAAACAAAAAGAAAAAUAUAACAACCACAGAAUAGAUAACAAUUCCGAAGAAAACGCUCUUCCCAGAACACUAAAACGAAACACCGCAAAAGAAAGGUCGUUUAACGAAGAGCCUGAUAAAAUGCCCCAUUACGAUGUAUCUGGUGUGGAUAUGGACGAUGUUGAUGUGAAGAGGCGAGUGAUGCAAACGAGUGAGGGUGUUUUGUCGUCGAGCAGAGAUGGUGUUGUGAUGGGUGUGGGUUCGACGAGUGUAUCCGAAUUGUUGUCCGACAUGACAGAGAGACGAGGUGUGGACAGUGGUUUGGAUUCGGACAUGUUGUCGUCAGAUGGUGUUAGGUAUGGAGAAGUGUCUGUUCUGCCUGAGAAGCGUGGACUUCAGUUGUGUGAGGCGAUUGACAUGGGUCUUGUUGACACAAAGUCUGGACUAGUUCGUGAUCCGUCUAGUGGUGAGGUGUUGACGUUGUCACAGGCUGUGAACAGUGGUCUUAUAUCGGGUGAGCAGUCGUUGGUUCGCGAUCCUAGUUCCGGACGUCUCGAGAGUCUUGGUAGAAUGAUGUUGACAGGUUUGUUGGCGCCUGCAGGUUUGAUUGCUCUGGCGAUGAAGUCGACGUCCUCGAGACCAGGAGAUGUGGUGUGUCAGUCGACGAGUGCUUCGGAGCCAGUUGUAGAUGUUGGUGUGGGAAGGUUGUCUGAGGUUGGAUCUGUCGUUGGUACGGGUGAUUCAUUGUGUGUGGAUGGGAUUGGUGCAAGUGUGGUCGACAUGAAGAGCGAUCAACUGGAGUCGGCGACUCGUCCAUCCGACUUGAUGAUGACAGAUGUGAGAGUGAUUGAACGUGGUGAGAUGAGUUUCGAUCGUGACGUGACCCCAGUGCAUAGAGGUGGUGAUGAAUCUGAGGGUGUUGUGUCAUCAGAGACAAUUUCUGAUUACGGUGUAUCUGGUGUGGAUAUGGACGAUGUUGAUGUGAAGAGGCGAGUGAUGCAAACGAGUGAGGGUGUUUUGUCGUCGAGCAGAGAUGGUGUUGUGAUGGGUGUGGGUUCGACGAGUGUAUCCGAAUUGUUGUCCGACAUGACAGAGAGACGAGGUGUGGACAGUGGUUUGGAUUCGGACAUGUUGUCGUCAGAUGGUGUUAGGUAUGGAGAAGUGUCUGUUCUGCCUGAGAAGCGUGGACUUCAGUUGUGUGAGGCGAUUGACAUGGGUCUUGUUGACACAAAGUCUGGACUAGUUCGUGAUCCGUCUAGUGGUGAGGUGUUGACGUUGUCACAGGCUGUGAACAGUGGUCUUAUAUCGGGUGAGCAGUCGUUGGUUCGCGAUCCUAGUUCCGGACGUCUCGAGAGUCUUGGUAGAAUGAUGUUGACAGGUUUGUUGGCGCCUGCAGGUUUGAUUGCUCUGGCGAUGAAGUCGACGUCCUCGAGACCAGGAGAUGUGGUGUGUCAGUCGACGAGUGCUUCGGAGCCAGUUGUAGAUGUUGGUGUGGGAAGGUUGUCUGAGGUUGGAUCUGUCGUUGGUACGGGUGAUUCAUUGUGUGUGGAUGGGAUUGGUGCAAGUGUGGUCGACAUGAAGAGCGAUCAACUGGAGUCGGCGACUCGUCCAUCCGACUUGAUGAUGACAGAUGUGAGAGUGAUUGAACGUGGUGAGAUGAGUUUCGAUCGUGACGUGACCCCAGUGCAUAGAGGUGGUGAUGAAUCUGAGGGUGUUGUGUCAUCAGAGACAAUUUCUGAUUACGGUGUAUCUGGUGUGGAUAUGGACGAUGUUGAUGUGAAGAGGCGAGUGAUGCAAACGAGUGAGGGUGUUUUGUCGUCGAGCAGAGAUGGUGUUGUGAUGGGUGUGGGUUCGACGAGUGUAUCCGAAUUGUUGUCCGACAUGACAGAGAGACGAGGUGUGGACAGUGGUUUGGAUUCGGACAUGUUGUCGUCAGAUGGUGUUAGGUAUGGAGAAGUGUCUGUUCUGCCUGAGAAGCGUGGACUUCAGUUGUGUGAGGCGAUUGACAUGGGUCUUGUUGACACAAAGUCUGGACUAGUUCGUGAUCCGUCUAGUGGUGAGGUGUUGACGUUGUCACAGGCUGUGAACAGUGGUCUUAUAUCGGGUGAGCAGUCGUUGGUUCGCGAUCCUAGUUCCGGACGUCUCGAGAGUCUUGGUAGAAUGAUGUUGACAGGUUUGUUGGCGCCUGCAGGUUUGAUUGCUCUGGCGAUGAAGUCGACGUCCUCGAGACCAGGAGAUGUGGUGUGUCAGUCGACGAGUGCUUCGGAGCCAGUUGUAGAUGUUGGUGUGGGAAGGUUGUCUGAGGUUGGAUCUGUCGUUGGUACGGGUGAUUCAUUGUAUGUGGAUGGGAUUGGUGCAAGUGUGGUCGACAUGAAGAGCGAUCAACUGGAGUCGGCGACUCGUCCAUCCGACUUGAUGAUGACAGAUGUGAGAGUGAUUGAACGUGGUGAGAUGAGUUUCGAUCGUGACGUGACCCCAGUGCAUAGAGGUGGUGAUGAAUCUGAGGGUGUUGUGUCAUCAGAGACAAUUUCUGAUUACGGUGUAUCUGGUGUGGAUAUGGACGAUGUUGAUGUGAAGAGGCGAGUGAUGCAAACGAGUGAGGGUGUUUUGUCGUCGAGCAGAGAUGGUGUUGUGAUGGGUGUGGGUUCGACGAGUGUAUCCGAAUUGUUGUCCGACAUGACAGAGAGACGAGGUGUGGACAGUGGUUUGGAUUCGGACAUGUUGUCGUCAGAUGGUGUUAGGUAUGGAGAAGUGUCUGUUCUGCCUGAGAAGCGUGGACUUCAGUUGUGUGAGGCGAUUGACAUGGGUCUUGUUGACACAAAGUCUGGACUAGUUCGUGAUCCGUCUAGUGGUGAGGUGUUGACGUUGUCACAGGCUGUGAACAGUGGUCUUAUAUCGGGUGAGCAGUCGUUGGUUCGCGAUCCUAGUUCCGGACGUCUCGAGAGUCUUGGUAGAAUGAUGUUGACAGGUUUGUUGGCGCCUGCAGGUUUGAUUGCUCUGGCGAUGAAGUCGACGUCCUCGAGACCAGGAGAUGUGGUGUGUCAGUCGACGAGUGCUUCGGAGCCAGUUGUAGAUGUUGGUGUGGGAAGGUUGUCUGAGGUUGGAUCUGUCGUUGGUACGGGUGAUUCAUUGUGUGUGGAUGGGAUUGGUGCAAGUGUGGUCGACAUGAAGAGCGAUCAACUGGAGUCGGCGACUCGUCCAUCCGACUUGAUGAUGACAGAUGUGAGAGUGAUUGAACGUGGUGAGAUGAGUUUCGAUCGUGACGUGACCCCAGUGCAUAGAGGUGGUGAUGAAUCUGAGGGUGUUGUGUCAUCAGAGACAAUUUCUGAUUACGGUGUAUCUGGUGUGGAUAUGGACGAUGUUGAUGUGAAGAGGCGAGUGAUGCAAACGAGUGAGGGUGUUUUGUCGUCGAGCAGAGAUGGUGUUGUGAUGGGUGUGGGUUCGACGAGUGUAUCCGAAUUGUUGUCCGACAUGACAGAGAGACGAGGUGUGGACAGUGGUUUGGAUUCGGACAUGUUGUCGUCAGAUGGUGUUAGGUAUGGAGAAGUGUCUGUUCUGCCUGAGAAGCGUGGACUUCAGUUGUGUGAGGCGAUUGACAUGGGUCUUGUUGACACAAAGUCUGGACUAGUUCGUGAUCCGUCUAGUGGUGAGGUGUUGACGUUGUCACAGGCUGUGAACAGUGGUCUUAUAUCGGGUGAGCAGUCGUUGGUUCGCGAUCCUAGUUCCGGACGUCUCGAGAGUCUUGGUAGAAUGAUGUUGACAGGUUUGUUGGCGCCUGCAGGUUUGAUUGCUCUGGCGAUGAAGUCGACGUCCUCGAGACCAGGAGAUGUGGUGUGUCAGUCGACGAGUGCUUCGGAGCCAGUUGUAGAUGUUGGUGUGGGAAGGUUGUCUGAGGUUGGAUCUGUCGUUGGUACGAGUGAUUCAUUGUAUGUGGAUGGGAUUGGUGCAAGUGUGGUCGACAUGAAGAGCGAUCAACUGGAGUCGGCGACUCGUCCAUCCGACUUGAUGAUGACAGAUGUGAGAGUGAUUGAACGUGGUGAGAUGAGUUUCGAUCGUGACGUGACCCCAGUGCAUAGAGGUGGUGAUGAAUCUGAGGGUGUUGUGUCAUCAGAGACAAUUUCUGAUUACGGUGUAUCUGGUGUGGAUAUGGACGAUGUUGAUGUGAAGAGGCGAGUGAUGCAAACGAGUGAGGGUGUUUUGUCGUCGAGCAGAGAUGGUGUUGUGAUGGGUGUGGGUUCGACGAGUGUAUCCGAAUUGUUGUCCGACAUGACAGAGAGACGAGGUGUGGACAGUGGUUUGGAUUCGGACAUGUUGUCGUCAGAUGGUGUUAGGUAUGGAGAAGUGUCUGUUCUGCCUGAGAAGCGUGGACUUCAGUUGUGUGAGGCGAUUGACAUGGGUCUUGUUGACACAAAGUCUGGACUAGUUCGUGAUCCGUCUAGUGGUGAGGUGUUGACGUUGUCACAGGCUGUGAACAGUGGUCUUAUAUCGGGUGAGCAGUCGUUGGUUCGCGAUCCUAGUUCCGGACGUCUCGAGAGUCUUGGUAGAAUGAUGUUGACAGGUUUGUUGGCGCCUGCAGGUUUGAUUGCUCUGGCGAUGAAGUCGACGUCCUCGAGACCAGGAGAUGUGGUGUGUCAGUCGACGAGUGCUUCGGAGCCAGUUGUAGAUGUUGGUGUGGGAAGGUUGUCUGAGGUUGGAUCUGUCGUUGGUACGAGUGAUUCAUUGUGUGUGGAUGGGAUUGGUGCAAGUGUGGUCGACAUGAAGAGCGAUCAACUGGAGUCGGCGACUCGUCCAUCCGACUUGAUGAUGACAGAUGUGAGAGUGAUUGAACGUGGUGAGAUGAGUUUCGAUCGUGACGUGACCCCAGUGCAUAGAGGUGGUGAUGAAUCUGAGGGUGUUGUGUCAUCAGAGACAAUUUCUGAUUACGGUGUAUCUGGUGUGGAUAUGGACGAUGUUGAUGUGAAGAGGCGAGUGAUGCAAACGAGUGAGGGUGUUUUGUCGUCGAGCAGAGAUGGUGUUGUGAUGGGUGUGGGUUCGACGAGUGUAUCCGAAUUGUUGUCCGACAUGACAGAGAGACGAGGUGUGGACAGUGGUUUGGAUUCGGACAUGUUGUCGUCAGAUGGUGUUAGGUAUGGAGAAGUGUCUGUUCUGCCUGAGAAGCGUGGACUUCAGUUGUGUGAGGCGAUUGACAUGGGUCUUGUUGACACAAAGUCUGGACUAGUUCGUGAUCCGUCUAGUGGUGAGGUGUUGACGUUGUCACAGGCUGUGAACAGUGGUCUUAUAUCGGGUGAGCAGUCGUUGGUUCGCGAUCCUAGUUCCGGACGUCUCGAGAGUCUUGGUAGAAUGAUGUUGACAGGUUUGUUGGCGCCUGCAGGUUUGAUUGCUCUGGCGAUGAAGUCGACGUCCUCGAGACCAGGAGAUGUGGUGUGUCAGUCGACGAGUGCUUCGGAGCCAGUUGUAGAUGUUGGUGUGGGAAGGUUGUCUGAGGUUGGAUCUGUCGUUGGUACGGGUGAUUCAUUGUAUGUGGAUGGGAUUGGUGCAAGUGUUUUCGACAUGAAGAGCGAUCAACUGGAGUCGAAAAUUGGUGAUCUAAAGUUUUCUAUUUUUCCGCCCUUGUCGCACUCUGGUUUUUCACGUCCUGGAUUUGUUACUAAUCGUUGUUGGCGUAUGUGUGAUGAAUUUUCUGCCGAAUCAGAGACUACAAGAAAGCUUAUAUCUCAACUUUCCACUGCCUUGGAUAAAGAAGUUUCAUGGAUAACUGGUUUAGAACUAAAACUUUUACAAAUGGGGAAUUUGACUUUAGACGAUAAUUUAAACCGCCACCUCCUGGAUGAUCACCAAGAAAUUUUAGAUAAAAUUCGUACUCGUCAAUCUUCAAGUAGAUCUGUAUUAUUUCAAGCUGAACAAGCUAUCGAAACUUUACGUCAUACUAAGCAACCAGAAUCUAUUUGGAAACAAUUAGAGGUAAAAUGUCAAGAAUUGCGAACACAUUUAGAAGAUCUACAAACUGAAGCUGAGGGUCGAGUUCGAAUUUUACUUCAUAGUUUAGAUUCAUUAGAACAUCUUACUUAUAAAUUACAAAGUCUUCGUAGUCUAUUAGAAAAUCUAGAUUCUGUUUUAAUUGUUAACACACCAUCUGUAAAUACUACUACUACUGCUACAACUACAACUGGAGAAAAACAAUUGUCGAGUAAACUAAAUACAAUUAAUCAUCCAGAUGAAAUAGAUUCAUGUAUUUUACGAAUAAAAGCUGCUUUAAGUGAAUCAAAUUCAUCCCAUAAUAAUGUUAUUAGUACAUUGCCAAGUGUAAAACAAAAAUUCAUCGCAUCUGUUAAUCGUUAUGCUGAUAGUAAGAAAACAUAUAAUAUCAAAUUGAAUCAUUUCACCGGUUUAGAUUGUAAACAAUAUGAAGAUAAAAUUCAAAGAAACAAUAAAGAAUUAGAAGAUAGAAUAGAGUAUACAGUAAAAGAAGCAAAUAAUCGUCUUUUACAUUUAAUUGGUCGUUUAGAAAGUCAAUCAACAUAUCUUACAGAAAUUAAUAUUAUGUAUAAACAAUAUGAAAAACAUUUAUCUGAAUUCAUUGAUCAGUUGGAUAAAAUUAAAUUACAAUUAGGUACAAUUCAAAAAAGUCUUCUUCGACCUGAUGAAUUAAAUACAUUAACAGGGAAUAAAAUUAAAAAGAUUAGUCAAGAACAAUUAAAUAAAUUAUAUACAUUACAUGGUGAUCUAAACAAAAUUGAAAAUGAUUUGAAAAAUCUGAAAUCUGUUGAAUUACAUCUAAUUGAAGAGAAAUUCACAGAAGCUAAUCUCAUUACAAAUAAUUCAAUUAAUGCAAUUAAUCAACCAUUAGAAAAUGCAUUAAGUUACCAAAAACAAUUAAUCGAUCAAUGUGAAAAAUUACAAAAACAAUUUAUGAAAUGCCUAUUGACAAAUCAAACUACACAAGAAUGUUUAAAUGAAUUUUUAAAUCAAACAAAUCGUAUCGGUGAUCAAUUAUCAAAUGAUUACACCGAUAACAAAGCUGGUAAUGUUGCUAAGAUACAAUCUAUUGAAUUACCUUCAGAUAUGAUUAAAUUACAUGAAACUUUAGCACAAAUAAAUUCUAUACAAUCAGCUUCACAAACAAUAAGAAGUCGUUUAAAUCAAACAAUGGAACAAGUUAAAACAACUGAUCCUAAUAAAGUACGAUUAACACAAUCGGAAUUGAAACAAACUGAUAUUUUAGAUAAUCGACUUGAAACUUUAAAGGAUGAUGUUAUUUCACGAAUUUCACAAUUGGAUACAUUGAGAAAUCAGUUGGCACAGUGUGAUAAUGAAAUUAAUGAAUUUAAUAUAUGGCUUGAUGAAGUUGGAAAUCAGCUAAAUUGUCAAACAACUGCUCAUCUACCAGAAAACUACUUAAAGCACAAACUUCAGUCAAUUAAAAUGCAUAUACCAAAUCGUCAGCUACAUUUAGAUAAUAUACAACAAUCCAUUAGUGCUUUAUUAAACAAAAUCCCUGAAAACGAUGAUAAUGCUAAAUUGAUGAAAGAAAAUAUGGAUAAUUUGAAUAAUCGUUGGUCACAAUUACUUCAUUUAAUAAAUACACGUGAAGAUGAUUUAAAAGCAAGAGAAUCGUUUAAUAAUUCCUAUGCACAAGCACGUAAUCAAGUACAAGAAAUGUUGUUAAUUGCCGAUGGACGUUUAACUACUUUAUCAUCACCUAUCACUUUAAAUUUGAAUUCAGUAAAACAACAAAUGGACAAAUUAAAUGAAUUAUAUUCACUCCGAGAGACAAUCAAACAACAAUUAGAUGAAGUCGACCAAUUAGGCUCUGCUUAUGAUACUUUAUUACAUACACCAAGUGGAAUUGAUAAGAAUUUCGGACGUGGAACAACUUCAUCAAAUGAUGUUCAUGUUUCUUCUUCAGCGGUACCACGUGUAUCCACUUCUGCUGCCUAUAAACAAUCAAAAGACAAUAAAUUAAUGAAUGUAUUAAGUCCAUUGGCUAGCAGUGGAUCAAGUGGCAUCUCCAGUGCCGAUCCUAUGUGUAAUCUACAUGAAAUUAAUGAAGUCAAUCGUGAAUUAGACGAGCUACAUGAACGUUAUGAUCAAUUAGGUAAUUGUUUAAACGAACGCCGUAAUGAAUUUAAAUCUUUAAUAAUAAAUUUAAAUAAUUUUGAAGAAAAACGUUUAGAAUUAAUAAAUUGGCUUGGAGAUUAUAUGAAAACAAUGAAUAAUCUUAAUAGAAAUAUUUCUACUAUACAAUCUGUAAAUCAAGCUAUUAAUGAAUUAAAAAAAUAUCGUGCUCAGUUCAAUGAACAAAUACCGAAACUUGAAAUGGUUCGUCAAAGUUUUACACAAGUUUUACACAAUCGUGAUCAUAUGCCAGGUGCUGUAGAAUUAAGAAAUUCAAUGCACUCCCUUGAACAACAGUGGAAUGAAGCGGUUGUUUUAAAUGAUAAAUCACAGCAAGAUUUAAACAAGUUACAACAUGAUUUAAACGAAUUCCGUAAACUUGAAAUUGAUCUCACACGAAAAUUACAGCAAAAAGCGAAUCGAAUACAUAGUGUACAUGACAAAUGCCUUGUGGAUAAUACUAUGGGAAGUGAAAGUCACCUGAACCAAAUUUCUACACUUCGUCAAGAACUGGACAGUGUUGUUCCAGAAUUAAAUAAAUUUAAUCAUUUAGUACAAAAUUUCAAAAAUUUGCUUCCUGAAUCUUUAGUAAAUCAAUUAGACUUCAAUUCUACAAAUGAACGUGUUCGAAAUGAUUUCAAUCAAUUAGUAAAUGAAUUAUCAAAAUGGGAGAAUGAAACAAUGACUAAAAUUGAACCUAAAAAUAAUUAUGAACAAUUAGUGCAACAAUUGGAUUCACAAUUUAAAACAAUUAAAACGAAAAUGGAAUGCAGUCCAGAGAGAGAACCUCUCGAGAAGACAAAGGAUUUAAAUGAGAUAAGUAAGAAAAUUGAAGAAAUAAAACCAGUAUUGGAAAAAGCUGAACAAUUAUGUACACAAUUAUGUGAACAUUCUGCAAAUCCAACAGAUCAGUGUAAUAUGAAAACGAAACUUUUAGAUCUUCAACAUUCAUAUGAUCAAUUAAUUAAUGAAUAUCGUAGACGUGAAGAUGGGAAGACUGAACAUUCACCAUCAUUGCUCACAAAAUCUGAAAUAAGUCCAAUAAAUAAACUAGGUGAAUUAAAUCAAUGGUUAUCAGUGAAGAAUAAACAAUUACAGAAUAUGUCUCAUGAUCUGUUAAAUUCCAGUGUAUCACAAACAAGUAUACCAGAAACAAAGCAAAUUGAAAGUGAUUUACAAAACUUAGAAUCCAUGUCAGAAGAAUUAAAAGUUAAACAAAGAGAAUUACAAGAUUUGAAAGAAAAUAAUGAAUUAAAUUCAUCAUCACUUCCAAUGGAUUCUAAAACUAUAGAUUUAUGCAUAAAUCAAAUGAAUUUAUUACAAAACGCUGUGACAGCACAACAGCACCAAUUAAAAUCAAGAACCAGUAAAGAAUUUCUCUUAUCUGAACAGUUGGAACAAUUGGAAGUAUGGAUAACUAAUGAAGCAAUUCAAUUACUUAAUGAACCUUUAGCAAUAAAUGGGCAGUAUUUAGAUGAAAAACCGAUUCCACUAACAAAUCAACAACAAACAUUACAAAAUCGUAUACAAACUAUUCAUAAUAAACAGAUAGAAUUGAAUUCAUUGAAAGAAACAUUGAGCAAUCAAUCAAACAUAUUAACUGAAGAUCAACAAAAUAAAUUACAGAUUAGUACAAACUGUUUACAAAAUAAAUUUAAUAAAUUGGAGAAUGAUGUAAAAUUAAAACUUUCUCAUAUUGAUAAGAUUCAAAAGGCUUAUUCAGCGGUACAAAAUUUACUUGAUACUUACAAACAUUCAUGUGAUGAUCUAGAAACUCGAUGGUUAAAUCUACAACAAGUUUUAUCUAAUAUAGAAGUAAAAGAUCUACUCAAAUCAUCAUCUUCAUCACCAAUAUCAUCAUCUCCACCUCCUUCACCAUCCAUCACAAAACCAUCAAAUCAAAUUAAACAAAUACGUGGUCAAAUGAUUGAAUUACAAACUGAAUUAUCAGAAUUAACUAAUCAUUCACCGAAAUAUUUCGAUUCAAAAGAUAAUUCAUCUAAUAUUAGUUUAGUUCAUCAAUUAAAUCAAUUAGAAUCACUCAUUCAAUCAAAUGGUGAUACAAAAUCACAACAAUCAAUGCAGAAACUAUUCGAUGAAUUACAAUUAACAACUAAACGAUUAGAAACUAUUGGACAAGCAUUAGAAACGAAUUUUGAAAUGUUUCAAAUUAAAGAUAUGGAUCCAUUUUCUAUACAUUUUAUUAAAAAAUUAAAUAAUAUUUAUGCUGAAUUACAAAAUAUUCAAUUAAAUAUUAAUGAAAAUGAAAAAAUAUUUAAUUUAAAUUCAGAGACAACACAACAAAGAAUUGGAUAUUUUAAAGAGUUAUUAAAUCAGCUUAAUGACUGCAAGCAAAAUCUGAAUGAUGGACGUGCUGAAUUAGCUGAUAAAAUGGUAUCAUUACCAGAUGAAAGGAAACUUAGUCCAAUUUACUCCAAUUUCUUAACAACCCUGAAUCAAUAUGAUACUCAGUGUAACAAUAUGUCAAAACAAAUAAAUAACAUUAUUAGUGCAUUAAAUAAUCGCGUUAAACAAACGGAACAAAUGGCAACACUUCGUCAAAAUAUUAAUAGUUCAUUGAAAAAAGUUAGAGAAUCUCGUCAACUACCUUUAAAUGAACAGUAUCUUCAAAAAGAAUUAGACUUAUUAGAUUCGAAUAUGAAAUCGUUGAAAGAAUUAAGUGAAGAGUUAUGUAAAUCACCAAAUGAUUCAUCUGAUAAACAGAUUAGUUCGCAUCAAUUAGAAUAUGAAAUAAAAUCAUUAGAGAAUGUAAUUCAUGAAGAAUUAGCCAAUUCAAAAUCUGUUAUAUCACCUGAAAAACAAGCUGAACGACUGAUAUCACAUUUACGUGAUACUCUAGUUGAGGUUCAACAUGAUCUUCAUAUACUUGCAAGUCAUUUAUUAUCACCAGAUCUGUUAUCACCAUCUUCAUCAUCACCUAAUCAAGAAAUGAUUACAUCAAUAAUAGAUGAUUAUCAUACAUUAAAUAGUCGUAUACUUGCAAGAAAAGAUAGUUUUGAACAAUUAGAUAAAUUAAUUCAAUCUACACAAAAUAUAUCAAAUCAAAAUAGAUUGAAUUUUGAAAAACAACUAAUAAAAGAUGAUUAUGAUUGUGUACGUAAAGAGAUACAAUUUAAUUUGAAUAAAUUUCGUUUAUGUAAUGAAAGUGAAAAAUUAUUCAAUGAACGAAUUCAUCAAAUAUUAAAUUGGUUAAAACAAAAACAAUUGUGUUUAAAUGAACCAAUAAAAGUAAUUAAAACAACACCAGGUAAUACAACAAUUUUAAUGGAUUUAACUGAAGAAUUAAAAAAAUUAAAAAGUUUAUCAGAAGAGAUUGAAAAUUAUCAAUCAACUAUUGAUGAGAUUAAAUUAAGCGGUGAACAGUUAUGUAAAUCAGGUAGAUAUUUUGUAAAUGAAGAUUCUAUACAAAAUCGUUUAGUAAAUCUAAGUGAUAUUUAUGAAGAACUGCAAUCAGAUACAAAACGAAAAUUGUUUAUUUUAGAAUCUAGUUUGCCUGUAGCUCAAUCUUUAACAUCCUCUGUGAAUACACUCAGUUCACGUUUACUUAGUGUUGAAUCCCGGCUUAAUGGAUUACUAGAAAACAAUACAAAAGAAGUUUAUUCAACCCAAGUAGAGAAGUCAUUGAUAGAUCAAUUAGAAUAUGAAAUGAUCAAUGGAUUAGAACCACAAUAUCAACAAGUUCAUAAUUUUUGGAAUCAAUUAAAACAAAUUUGUAAACCUAUUGAUUUGUUUACUAAUCCUUCAACAUUGACAACAACACAUUUCCCUAAUCAUUCAGAUGGUAAACUUGGACAUGUAGAACAAAUAGAUAAUGAAUUAAAACGAUAUGAUGAAUUCAAUGAAAAGCUUACCGAUUUAGCUAAAAUUGUUGGUAGUAAUCGUCAAAAAGCUAAACAAUUAAUGCAUAAAUUAGAAAUCAAGGCGCAAUGGUUAGAUUUAGCGUUGAAACGUUUUGAUCCAAAAAUAUCCGCUGCACCAUCAUUAGAUUGGGAUAAUUAUUCUGAUGAAAAUCAUUUUACAGUUAAUGAGUCAUCGGUAAAAAUGCCAACUAUACAUUCACUUGGUACUGAAUUUCCUUAUUUAGCUGUUCUACCAUAUCAACCUGUUAUGUUAGAUAAACUACAUAAAAGAAUAGAACAAUUUCAAGGGAAUUGGAAAAAACAUCAAAUUGAUUUAACUCAAUUAUGCGACCAAAUUCAUGACAUAAUACAAUUAUCUGCAUUAUCAACAAGUUCUGGUAAUCAGAAUAGUGCCAUAAAAUCAUCAUUAUCAUCAUCGCCUAUAAAAACAAACAAAUCUUUCGUACCAUUUACAACAGAUAAAUUUUAUCAUGAAUUGAGUGAUGCUGUGUCUAGUGUUUCAAAACAAAUGAUAACACUUGAUAAUCGAUUAAAUCAAACAGAAAUUAAAUUUGCUGAGGUUUAUCCAUUAGCUAAAUGUUUUACAACUGAUAUGUACGAAUUUCAAAACUGGCUUCAACAUAUUGAAGAAGCGAAGAAUGAAAUAGUUGACAAUUUAUCAGAUUCCAGUGUUACAGUUGAUGAUUUAGGAGAUAAUCGUAAACGAAUUGAGAUGAUUAAGAGUUUAGAUAAUGAGAUUGAACGUCAAAAAUCUGUAUUGGAUAGAAUUUUAAGAACAAGUGGACCAUUAUUAUCUUUAAUUGCUCCAAAUGAAGCUAACACUGUUCGUUUGCAAGUUAAACAAAUCUGUGAUAAUUAUGCUAAUUUACGUAAAUUGAUUAAAACUCGUGCAAUCAAGGCAGAGGCCAAUUUGAAACAAUCAGAUGAGUUUGUCGAGCAAUUACAUUCAAUGUCAGACCUCUUUUCUGCUAUAUCAGAACAAGCUGUUCGACUAGGUGUUCCUCUGGAAGUAUCCGGUACAACUGUUAAACCGUCCAUAUUAUCUAAUGUUCAAAAUGAAAGUUCAAAACAGUUACUUGACCAACAUCAAGCUUUAGAUAUGUUGGGCAGAAUACAUUCAAUGACAAGUGUUCAACCAGAUCAUUUAGAAGAACAUAUUAAUGGAACAUCUGCUCUUAUGGAAGCAUUGGAAUGUCGUUUACCGGAAUUGGAAGCACUUACUAUUAGUAUUCGUGCUCAAUUGGAAUCAAAACCAACUGUUAAAGAGUCGACUACCACUCGUGAACCGGGAACAGUUGAAUUAAUUGAAUCAGUUGAUUUAGAAGCAGUUUUGAAAAAUGCUGAAAAACUUCAAACAGAUUGGAUAAAAUUACAUAAUAAAUUAAAUUCACGUGUAAUUACACUACAAUCAGCUUAUAAAACAUCAUCAGAACAAUUUUGGCCAAUUAUAUCAGAUCUAAGAAAUAGAUUAGAUAAAAUUAAAGAAUCAUUAAACAUUAUCGGAUCAGGUUGUAGUUUAAAUGAUCCAUGUAUUCGACGUGAUCCACUUGAUUCAAAUAGUUAUAAAGAACAAUGUAAAGAUUUAUUUGAAUUAAGAGAUGAAUUAAAUGAUGUAAAUCAACAAUUGAAUGAAUCCUAUGAAGCUGGUCAGAAAUUGAUCAAUUUAAUUAAUGGACAAAUAACUGACAAUUCAACACCAUCAUCGCUAUCACAAACAUCAAUAUUGCCAACAAUAAUGACUGAUAGCUUUAGUUUAAGACGAGAUGAAGAACAAGCUAUACGUAAUGAAGUUGAUUAUGCUUUACAUGGAUUAAAAGUAUCACAUGAACAUCUGAUUGAUAAAUGUGAAUGUUUAAUUAAACAACUCAAUGAACGUGAAAUAUGUGCCGCACAGUUUAAGUCUGAUUUAGUAGAUUUAAUGAAAUGGUUGACAGAACAAGAAAAUAUAUUCGAUAAUUUUCAGCCUAUAUCAAAUAAUGUUGAUAUUGUUACAAAACAAUUAAGUGAAAUAGUUCAAUGGAAUGAUAAUUUAAUGAAUAAACAUUCUGAUGUAGAAGCAUUAAAUUGGUUAGCUGGAAAAUUGAUGUCUAAUACAGAUAAUGAACGUUUCACUUUAGAUGAUACAAACGAUGACGGAACAUUUCCAGUACAAAAUACUACAUCAUUACAAUCUGAUCUAACUGUGGCUAAUCGACGAUGGGACAAUUUAUUAGAUUCCGGCAAUAGUAGACGUCAUCGUUUACAAACUGUUUUACUUGGUUUAGGUGAAUUUGAAAGUGCUAUUGAUGGAUUAAUUAAAUGGAUUGAUCAAAUGCAAACAGCUGUAGAUCAAAUACCUAUACGUCGGGCAAAUAUUCGAGGAUUGGAAGCUGAUUUAGCACGCAUUAAAGUAAUUCAUCACAAUAUUAACAGUCAUCAGUUAGCUGUUGUAAGAAUAGAAGAACAAGCAAGAAAAUUAGAACGUGCUGAUUGCAAGAAAAUCGACAAAUCCUCUGGAAUAGAUACUAAUAAAGAUGUCAAAAGAAAAUCACAGACUUCAGAUUUAAAAACACCAGAUAUCCGAGAUAAAAUUAUUCAAAUGAAUAAAGCAUGGGAACAUUUGAAACUGAGUGUACGCAAUAAACAAGCAGCAUUAGAAGAAGCAUUGAGUGAGACCUUUAAUUUCCAUGGUCAGUUGGAUCAACUUAUACGUCGCACUCGACAGUUAAAAAGUCGGAUGCCCCCACCAGGUGCACGCAUUAUGGGUGGUUUGCCAGAUAGUGCACGUGAACAGUUACGUCGUUUCAUGGAAGUUUAUGAUGAACUUGUAAAAGUUGGAUCAGAGCUUGAUGAACUGCGUCGAAAUUCAGCUGCUUUGUUAGUUAAUCAGUCUGCAGCAGAAUCAUCUAAUCAAUUAACUACUAAUCUUGAACGUUUCUCUGAACAUCAUGCUCAAUUGUUAAAACAUGCUCAAGAUAUUCGUGACCGUAUGGAAUUAGGUUUAAAACAAGUCGAAGAAUUACAUGAUCAUUUAUCAAAAAUGAUGCAAUGGCUCACACAAAUGGAACGUAUUAUACUACAACAGAAACCAGUCAGUCGUAUUGUAGCUCGCCUAUUUCAAUUGAUACGUGAUCACACUGAAUUACGUAAAGAAAUUACUGGACAUCGUGAUGCUUUAAUUAAUUUAGAUCGUUUAGCAAGUCAAAUACAAUGUCAAUCACAAAAACAAGAUGUAAUAUUGGUAAAAAAUCUUUUAUCUAGUAUUCAUACUAGAUGGGAGCAAUUAGUCUCACGUAGUGCAGAACGUACACGUCAACUUAACACUGGUCUAAAGGAGGCCAGUAACUUUCUGGAUAAUUGGACAUCGUUAACAGAUUGGUUAAAGGAACAGUUGGCUUCAUUGGAGGAAGGUGGUGAUCGUGUCGCUACAAGACCUGAGAAAGUCGCUUAUCAAUUAGCAUUACAUCGUGAAUUACAACGAGCAUUAAGCACACGUACUGUGGCUUAUGAUGGAGUGCGUCGUUACGCUAGGCAACUACGUGACAGAGCACCAGUAUGUGAUCAUGAUGAAUUAGAUGAUAUGGUCAGUGAAUUAAAGCAUUUAUGGCAAGCAGUGUGUACAAAAGCCUUAGCCAGACAACGCAUUUUAGAACAAGCUCUUUUGGCAUCUGGUCUUUAUAAAGAAGCAUUGGAAGCUUUACUUGACUGGUUAAGUAAGAUUGAACCACAGUUAGCUGAACAACAAACUGGAAACUAUGGUGAUGUGGAUAUUGUCGAGCAAUUAUUAGAAUCUCAUCAUCGUUUCAAAGCUGAGCUGGAACAACGCUCCACAUCUGUGAAACUAAUACAUCAAGCUGCCAGUGAUUUAAUGAAUAAGGCUUCAUCUACUACUGACUCUGGAGCUGGUUCAUCAACUAGCAAUCAAGCUGAUGUGUUCGCUAUGCAAGCUCAAUUAAAUCAUUUAUCUAAAAUAUGGGAUCGUGUACAGAAUUUAACUCAACGUCGUAGUGAACGAUUGGAUCAAGCAUUAAAAAUGGCGCAACAAUUUCAGGAUACAUGUCGAAGUUUAAUGGAUUAUUUUGCUGGAGCAGAACGUGUCAUUCAUCGUUUGGCUGCUUUACCUACCUUCGAUGAUGAUGGUGAACUGGAAAUUGAAACUGCUGGCACUAACAAUCCACCAACUAAUUUAACAGAUGCAAUUACAGCUCAUCGACAAACACAUUCUAAUUUAAUGAAUCAAGCUGAUCGGGUUGAAGCUGCUUUACAAUUAGGCAAUAAACUUUUAUCUCAAGCUCAUCCAGCAGCUGUGAAACGUUUACGUCAAUGGGUUAAUACUAUUCGUACACGAUGGGAGGAGUUAACUUCAUGGUCGGAACAACGUGGAGAACGUUUGCAACAAGCUUUAGAAGAACAAAGUAAACGUAAACUUCAACGUGAAGAACUCAUGCAAUGGAUCCAUGUAAAAACUAGUGAAUUAAAAAGUAUUCCAACAUUAAUACCGAUAUCGUCAUUGUCAUCUUCCUCAACCAAUCUGCAAUCAGCUAAGAGUAAACUAGACUCAAAUGAUUCAAAAUCAAUAGACUCCAAAGACUUAUUUUCCAUAACUCAAGAGCGUAUUGCUAUGUCACCUGUAACUUCUUUAGUUCGUCAACCUAACGUUGUUGUCAGUAGUAAUGGUAGUAUAAAUAGUAAAGAUUCAAAACAACCUGAAACCCUUACUGAUUUUACAACAGUUUUAAAUGAAAUAAACGAUUCAAAAAUCAUUGGACAAUUACUCAAUCUACAUAGUCAUUUAGAAGAAGAAGUGAAACAAAAACAACCUAUUUAUGAAAAUAUUAUAAAACAUGCUAAACGACGUACACCAGUUAAAUCAUCUCAUAACAUUAAUAAUAAUCGCCGAAGUCGUUUACCAAUACGAUCCAGUGGUAAUCUAUCCAAUCGUUCUACUAAUAUAACAAAUCAACAACAUAGUUCAUCUAUAUCAGUUUUCACUUCACCGAAUAUUAAUCAAUUAUAUUUAAAUUGGAAAGAAUUAUGGAUUGCAAUGUUAACACGUAAAUCUCAAUUAAAUGAACGUUUAGCUUAUUUAAAUGAAGUGGAAAAAAUGAAAGAUUUUCAUUUUGAAUCAUGGCGUCAACGUUAUGUUUCAUGGUUAAGUACGAAUAAAGCACGUGUUAUUGACUUAUUUCAUCGUAAAGAUCGUGAUCGAGAUGGUCGACUUACAAGAGCUGAAUUUAUUGAUGGUAUAAUAGAAAUGAAAUUCCAAACAAGUCGUGUUGAAAUGGAAACAGUUGCAGAUAUAUUCGAUGCUAAUGGAGAUGGAUAUAUUGAUUAUCGUGAAUGUUUAAAUGCACUAAGAGCUAAUUAUACUAAUUUAGAUAGAACAUCAUCAUCGAAUACUAAUGGUGGUAGUUCAUUAAGUUUAAAUCGUUUCGGUCCAUCAGAUGAAGAAACUAUUAAUGAUGAAUUAAAACGUCAAGUUGGAUUGUGUACAUGUCAUAACACAUAUAAAAUUAAGAAAAUGGCAACAAAUAAAUAUCGGUUCGGUGACUCACAAAAAUUAUGUCUAGUUCGCAUCCUUCGUAGUGCUGUAAUGGUUCGUGUAGGUGGUGGCUGGAUUACAUUGGACGAAUUUUUAGUGAAAAAUGAUCCAUGUCGAGCUUCUCAAUGGAAACCGAUUGAUGAUUUUAAUGAAGAUUUCCACAGUUCAUCUGAUUGUGCAAUUGCACCAAUCACACCUGGAUUGACAAUGCUUCAGCGUAAAUCCUCUUCUUACACCUAUCGUCUACGAUCAUCACCAAUAUCACAAUAUAGUACAACGUCAGCCAGUUCAUAUGCAUCAUUACCUAUAUCAAAUCAUGAUUUGAAUGUAGUUAAAAAUAACGAUGAAAAUAAUAAUGCUGUCAUUGAUAACACUAAUGCCAAUAAUAGUAAUAACAAUACUAAAUAUAGUCAUAGUCGACGGGCGAUGAUACCAUCUCGUCAUUCUCUUGCUUCAUUAUCUCAACCUCAUAGAAAUAGUAUGCAUGGUGAAACAGUUUUUGAAAAAAGUGUAGAGGAUAAUUCACAUCAAAGACGUGCUUCAACACUUGGUAUAUCUUCCACACCAACAUUUUCCAAAGAAUUCAAUAACAAACAAUCUGGUGUCAUUCAAUCUGAACAUUUACCUCAAAUAAGUAAAACAAUGUCCAAAUCUCAACUUGCUACUUCCUCACUUAGGAAUGAUUCACUACCAAAUGAUUCUAAUUUAAUACAAUCCAAUACGAAAACAAACCAAGUUUCGGUAACUAUGCCCGGUUCAACUUGUAAUAAUUCACGUACAGAUAUGUUAUCAAAAUCUAAAAUCCCUUUAUUACAAUCUAAUUUAAACACUGACAAUUCAAACUAUCGACAAUCGACAGAAUUAAAUGACGUUACCACUGAUGCUGACACCACAAAUGAUGAUGAUAAUAAUAAUAAUAGAUCUAUGUGAAAAACUGUUUAUUAGUUGUUUAUUUUGAUUCAAUUAAAUAUGUAUAUCAAAAUUCAUUUUGACCUCUUAAAAAAAUGGUUUCUUUUUUUCGUUCAUUUAUUUUCGAAUUUGUUUUCUUUUAUUGAUCACAUUAUCAUUUAUUUUAUGGGAAGUAGAGAUUUUAAUUAUUUGUUGUGUUGUAUUAUUCUUUUCUCUUUUUUUUGGGGGGGGGGGUUCAUUUUACUUUACACAUUACAGAUUUGAAGAUAAAAACUACUUACUUACUUGUACAAAUAAAUAAAGAAAUAAGAAUAUUAGAUAUGCGCACUUGAAAAAUUGCCUUUAUACGAAAAUUGCCCUUUUAUUUUAUUUUUUUUCAUAUAAUCUUAUUAAAUAAUUGAUAGACCACUUAAAUCUCUUCCUUUGCACUCUCUGUUCUGGAUUACGUAACAACAACAACAAUAAUAAUAA
Schistosoma rodhaini is the source of this 28698-nucleotide messenger RNA. Lineage: Eukaryota; Metazoa; Platyhelminthes; Trematoda; Strigeidida; Schistosomatidae. The record is from the annotation of a GenBank genome assembly.